UUACAAUUAAGAUGCAGCGACUUGCUCGCUCCCUCUUUACGUCCGGUGCCCGGGCUGCAAAGAGCGUUAAUGCUCCUAUCAGAGAUCAAAACAUCUCCGACCUAGUUCCUCUUAUCAACGUCUCAAGCCUAGAGUAUGCCUCUCAAGCCAAGCAUCUGAGCACCGUCAACCAAGCCCUCCAAGACAAGGGAAUGCUCCAAUUGCAACUCGGCUUUGCAGACGACGACAGCCACUUCCUCCAGACCCUGAUCUCCAACCUCCACAAACACCAUAAUCACGGCCUACCCAUAACCCAUAGCGCAGAACGAGGCUGGUUCUGGGACGUCCGACCCAGCUCAGAGAGCUUUCAGAGUCAUGACCACCAGGCCAGAUCGGAGACCAUGCAGGAGUUUGAGUGGCACACGGACUGCAGCUACGAAGAAAGCCCACCACGGUACUUUGCCCUGCAGGUCCUGCAGCCUGAUCGAUGCGGUGGUGGAACGCUGUCGGUGUUGAAAGUGGAUCGUCUCCUGCGUCUGCUUUCCCCGUUUGCGCAGAACGGGCUUUCAAGCCAUGAUUACCGGAUUACAGUUCCCACGGAAUUUAUCAAGGAAGAUGGACAGAAGCAUAUCAGGGGUAAUAUGCUCGCAGUUUAUCCAGGCUGCUGUCAAUUGCGUUUUCGAGACGAUAUCACCGAACCCCUGACAGAAAAUGCGGCCAAGGCAUUGGAGGAGUUGAAAGACGUUCUUUCUGGUAAAAAUGCGGAGGAGCAGGCUCUUCAUCUGACGCCGCAGAGUCUUUCACGGGGAUCGAUCAUCAUGAUGGACAACAGACAAUGGCUGCAUGCCAGGAAUGAACUGAGAGAUCCUCGUCGACAUUUGCGGCGGGUGCGGUGGGAUGCGACGCCAUUCGGUUCGGCUGGUUUGUCUUGUGCAUGAUGUGCAGGUAUCAUUUCGUUAUGCGCGUCUAUUAGGAAAUGCAUUGUUUGUUAUUGUGCAGUAGGACGUAAAUAGGAGCGAAACUUACAAUACCCUAAUACAAAAUUAUAAUUCUCGAC
Messenger RNA from Aspergillus glaucus CBS 516.65, 1036 nucleotides. RefSeq lists its product as uncharacterized. NCBI's taxonomy places the organism in Eukaryota, Fungi, Ascomycota, Eurotiomycetes, Eurotiales, Aspergillaceae. The record is from RefSeq and is a predicted model, not a curated record. Bases 12 to 917 code for a protein of 301 amino acids. Gene Ontology annotation, molecular function: oxidoreductase activity. The transcript has 2 exons.